AUGGCACAGUCGUCACCGGACUCUGAGACUGCGGUGCCGAAAUCCGCGCUCAGCGGAGCAGCGAGGAAGCGCUGGGCCUGCGCCGUCCUGCUGGGCGCCGUGCUCGUGCCCGAGCGGGGGGCCUGCAGCGCCCUGCUCUUCCUGCUCCUCCGGCCGGUCACCGUGCUUUUCACCAUCGGCCGUCCUGCCCACCCAAGCAGGCCCGCCAAGAGUUGGAGAAGAAAUCUGGUGCGACCAGCCCUCAAGUUCUUGUUUCAGGUGACAAUUUUUUUAGCAGGAUUCCUGGUUAAAGUGAAAGGGAAAAAGGCAACCCCAGACGAGGCCUGCAUCCUCCUCACGGCGCCGCACUCCUCUUUCUUUGAUGCAGCCGCCUGCGUCGUGGCAGGGUUACCCUCGGUGGUCUCUGCGAGUCAAAAUGUGCAUAUCCCCGUGGCUGGGAAGUUCUUACUGUCGACGCAGCCAGUGCUUGCGGCCCGAGAUGACCCCAACUCCAGGAGGAACACCCGGGAAGAAAUCCUGAAGCGGGUGACAUCUGGCGGGAAGUGGCCCCAGAUCCUGCUCUUCCCGGAAGGAGUGUGCACCAACCGCACCUGCCUGGUCACUUUCCGACUAGGGGCCUUCUCUCCAGGUGUCCCUGUGCAGCCGGUGCUGCUGAGGUACCCAAACACCCUGGACACAGUGACCUGGACCUGGCAGGGGUUUACAGGCUUCCAGGCCUGUGUGUUGACUCUGAGUCAGCUCUUCGCCAGGGUAGAAGUUGAGUUCAUGCCUGUUUAUAUCCCAAAUGACCAAGAAAAAAAAAAACCCAUCCUUUUUGCCAAUACAGUGAGGAUCGUCAUGGCAAAUGCUCUUGGGGUGCCUGUGACAGACCACACUUACGAAGACUGCAAACUCAUGAUUUCUGCAGGUAGCCUUCAACUACCCAUGGAAGCCGGUUUGGUGGAAUUUACAAAAAUUAACCAGAAAUUAAAGUUAGAUUGGGAUAAUAUUCAUCAGCAUUUGGAUGAAUAUGCUGCAAUGGCAGCUGCCUCCAAAGGAAGUAAGAUAGGAAUCACAGAGUUUGCAAAUUAUCUAAAACUUCCAAUUUCAGAGCCUUUGAGACAACUUUUUGCCCUCUUUGACAGGAAUAAUGAUGGCAGCAUAGACUUCAGAGAGUAUGUGAUAGGUCUCACUGUCCUGUGCAAUCCUGCCAACACUGCAAAGAUUCUGCAGAUGUCAUUUCGACUGUUUGAUCUUGACGAUGACGGUUUCAUAACCCAGCAGGAGCUGGCUGCUAUACUUCGGGCAGCUUUUGGAGUGCCAGAUCUUGAUGUUUCCCGGCUCUUCUGGGAGAUAGCCGGACAGAACUCAGCGUGCAUUUCCUACAGGGCCUUUAAGAACUUUGCCCUGAAGCACCCGGAAUAUGCCAAGCUGUUUAGCUCCUAUUUAGACCUCCAGGCAGCCUACGUAUAUUCACCACCACAGCAAGCAUAG
Molecule: messenger RNA, 1473 nt
Organism: Vicugna pacos (alpaca)
Lineage: Eukaryota; Metazoa; Chordata; Mammalia; Artiodactyla; Camelidae
Product: lysophosphatidylcholine acyltransferase 2B-like
Cellular component (GO): endoplasmic reticulum
Molecular function (GO): lysophosphatidic acid acyltransferase activity; calcium ion binding; 1-acylglycerophosphocholine O-acyltransferase activity
Source: RefSeq, a predicted model, not a curated record